AUGAUAGCAAAUCUUGAAUCUGAAGCAAAAGCUUUAUUUUUGCGAACAAAAAAUAAUACUCUCGCAUUGUAUACAGAAUUAGUAUCUGCUGUAUGUGGUAUCUCCAAAGCUGAUAAAAAAAUACCAGCACUAAUUAAAAAAGUUGGUAGCUGUUUUGAUGACUAUUGUUAUUAUCUUCUUGCAAAGCUUCGAAAGAGAGCUGAUGAGUGUUUGAUUCAAUUUGAAACAGCCUGCCUUCACCAUAAUAAAAAAAUAUGGAACGCCUUGGGUGAUUUUGUCUGUGAAGCAAGUAAGAAAAUUAUUACUUCAAAAUUAGAGGAAACUGAUAUAAAAAUAGCACUUUGUAGUUGUGAUGCAAUUAUAGUUGACUUGCAAAUUCCAACUGUACUUGGUGUUGUCACUCGAUUGUCAGUUCAAGAUUUAUUAAAAUGUAAAACUAGUCGACAAAGAA
Dentiscutata erythropus is the source of this 451-nucleotide messenger RNA. NCBI's taxonomy places the organism in Eukaryota, Fungi, Glomeromycota, Glomeromycetes, Diversisporales, Gigasporaceae. The record is from the annotation of a GenBank genome assembly.